AUGCUCACCCCGACCCAGAUUGAAAAAGCCCUCACGGCUAUCGACACCAACAAAGAACUCGAAUGCCCCGAACUAGCAGACACUCUGAAGGGCGCGAGAUGGAUUCACCAGUCCAUCGACCCAUUUAUGAACGUAAAGAGCGUCAUCCAAGAGGGUCUCGAGUUUCUGGCCAACCAUAUAACGGAUGGUAUGACCCGACAACAAAUAUUGGAUUUACAACCCAAGCUCUGGUCCUUCUAUGAGAUGCAGGACUUGAUGCCCGACCUUAUGGAUAUCAUCAAGAAGUGCGAGGACAAUUCUGCCUUGAUUGGCAAAGUCAUUGAUUUGGUAUCGAGUGCUGCAGCUCAUUCGCGAUCCGACAAUCUCUUCAAGGCACAUAAGUUGAUCCUGGAGUUGAUCCCAUUUGAUCUGAGGGUCCCACUUGACCUACAGGCCUACAAACUGGCCUGUGCCAGGGUGAACCGGGGCUAUAAACACCCUGCAUACGCCGCUCUUUUAAUCCCGCGUGUCAAGUUCGCCGAGCUCGCCGACCUCAAUGCGCGUGAAAUUCUCGUGCGAUGUGAAUCACUCGAAGCCGAUACCAAAAAUGGAGACGCGCUGGAUUGGCCAGCUUGCUUGUAUGACCCUGACAUCCCAUUUGACAUAGACGACGAGGUCCAAGGUCUGUUUCGACCACCCUUGGGUCCCCAAUUUGUCCAACGUAUGCUUGUAGGCGAGGCCAACAGGCUUGGAGGACGUGCCAGCAAAGGACAGAUUCACAAACUUGUCAUUGCAAUCAGCGGUAAGACUUGGCCUGAGGCGAAGAGCAUUUUGAAGGCCGACCGCCUCUACGCAUCUAUUCUGACGCUUCUGUCGGGUCUUUCUGAUGACGAUACGUGGGCCAAGGAGACUGUGGCUUGGUGGCAAGAGAACAUUAUCUUGCCAUCUGAGCCCGUGGAUCAUGACAAGAAGUCGUCCCCUUUGGAAGGUAGUGCACGCGACAGACGCCUCAGAGACCCGGUAGAACGGCGUAAAGCUCAAAUGGCCGCUGCGGCUCAAGCACCUGCACCUGCUCGUGCACCUGCUCGUGCACCUGCUCGUGCACCUGCACCCGCACCCCCUCGUGCACCCACACCCGAACCUGCUCGUGUACCCACACCCGCACCUGCAUCUCCUCAAGCACGCGCACCCUCCUCCCACCCCGCCCCAGAUAAUGGGUCUGCACCAGCGCUAGCUAAAGCAUUUGCAGCUGUUUCACUGGCGGAACCUGUGCCUCAACAAGUCUCCCGUCGCCGAAUGGCAUUAAACGCGAUUAGGAUCCCUUCAGAAUCCCCCCCUGACCUCCCUUCCGAGGAUUCUUCCUCUCUUUCUUCCGAAAACGAACGCUCCCCUUCCCCACCAGCCCCGAUCAAGAUCAAGCUCCCUGCAAAGAGGAAAGCGGCGCCACGCCGCCCUGGUCCAAAGCGCAAAGACGCACCACCUUCAGACCCCUUCGAGACCGGGGAUGAGGCCCUGCCUACUCCCAACGCUGAUGCCGUUCCUGCUCCCAAUUCUGACGCCACCGCCGCCGACGGUGAAGAACCACCAGCUAAAAAGGCCAGGACCCAGGCCAAGGGAACGCGCCAACCUAUCAAACGUAAGGCUAAGAAAUUCUGA
Messenger RNA from Psilocybe cubensis, 1635 nucleotides. RefSeq lists its product as uncharacterized. NCBI's taxonomy places the organism in Eukaryota, Fungi, Basidiomycota, Agaricomycetes, Agaricales, Agrocybaceae. The record is from RefSeq and is a predicted model, not a curated record. The coding region runs from base 1 to 1635 and encodes 544 amino acids. The transcript has 10 exons.